UUUUUUUUUUUUUUUUUUUUUUUUUUAUAAUGGUAAAUUUUAGUCACAUUGGAAUUUUAGUUUGGUUACAUCUGCACAUACUUGUAAAACUAACUCCUCUGUAAAGUAAAUUCUAUAAGUACUAACUGAAACUCUGAAGUGUUUUUGCACUUUUUCUUUCUUUUUUUUAUGGUAUUAGUUACACUUCAAGAGAAAAGGUUUGGUGUGUCUGUGUGUGUGUCUGUGUGAGGGAGAGGAGAAGGGGGAGGGGGAGGGAGGGGGAGAGAGGGAAUUUCUAUAGAGCAUCUGUGGGGAAGGGGGAAGAGAGAGGGGGAGGGGGAGGAGGAGUGGGAGAGGGAGAGAGGGAGAGAGGGAAUUUCUUUUUUCUUUCUUUUUUUUUUUUUUUUUUUUUGGUUUUUCCAGACAGGGUUUCUCUGUGUAACCCUGGCUGUCCUGGAACUCACUCUGUAGACCAGGCUGGCCUCGAACUCAGAAAUCCACCUGCCUCUGCCUCCCAAGUGCUGGGAUCAAAGGUGUGCGCCACCAAGCCGGGCGAGAGGGAAUUUCUAUAGAGCAUCUUUUCAAACAGGCUUAAGGAAAUCUUUACUCUUUAGUGGUUAGGUUCUUCAGCUUGUGGGCAACAAUGAUGAAAUUUCCAGCCAGUUGUCCAGAAUUUUUAUUUCUUUUUGUUUGUUUGUUUGUUUGUAUUUUGAGACAGGGUUUCUCUGUGUAGCCCCGGCUGUCCUUGAACUCAGAAAUCCGCCUGCCUCUGCCUCCCAAGUGCUGGGACUAAAGGCGUGUGCCACCAUGCCUGGCUUGAAUUUUUAUUUCUUUAAACCAAAUAUUUUCUCCUUUUGGAAAGAAACCAUGUUUUCUUUCCCAAAGUUACCAUUAACAUGAGGAUUCUUUGACAGGCCAAUAUUCUGUUACCAAGUAUCAUCAUGUUUUUAUUACUACAUGUGAAGGGUAGCUAUUAUUAUUAUAUUUUUCUUGUAUAUGAGAAUGGUGCUCUAGUCAAGUUAGCAUAAUAAAGUAUAAUAGCUGUUAACUUAUCUGGCUUAUUUUCUCUUACUUAUCUGGCUUAUUUUCUCUUAUUUGAGCUUUGCUAGUCAGUUUACUAGUAUCCCAUUUUAGUAAUUUUUGUAAAGAUGAAUUUGAACUUGUGAUUGACUCUUUAGAAUGAGGACUAAGAGCGUUCACUUCCUGUUUAUGCCUGUAAGUCGGUUGUUUACUGAAAACACUCGAGCGUUGUAUGCUGACUUUGUUAAUGUUUGUUAAUGUCAGUGGAGAAAUCCUACCUCAGAGUCUUAGUGUACUUGACACUUAGUGCUCUGCAUUAUUUCUACUUCUGUGGAUCAAAACCUGGGUGUUCAAGGCAAGCCCUCUCCCACUGAACUAUUCCUUUAGCCUGUAGGUCUGAGAUAUCACAAUAACUGAUUUCUCAGUAGGAUAGUACGUGUUUGCAAUUAUGCUGGAGACUCUGAUUAGCCUGAGUCCAUGCAUAGAGUUCAUGCAUGCUGUCUGUGCCAUCGCAGUGAAUACUUCUAUGUGAUUUAAUAUUUCAUAACUUACUAGCCAAAACAUUUAUUUGCUGAGCAUAAUAGCAGCAAUUUAGCUUGGUAAACUUGUUAUGUGUGUGCACUUGUUAGCUUGAAUUAACUAAUAAUGUUUAAGAGUAAUAAGAGCCUUUGGUGAAAUGGAUUACAGUAAUAUUGGCAGACAGUACUAUGGAGUUAGGUUUAGUUAAUGAGGAUAACUUUAUUGGGAACAUUAUCUUCAUAGUAAUUCUUGGAGGAACGUAAGUUAAGAAGUAGCGCUAUUGGAGAAAGCUUAGCAUGUAGCACACUCUUUUUGAAGUUUUUGAGGCAAAGAUUCCAUGUGCCAGCAUUCUGUCACUUAAACAGUAUACAUGAAAUAAUCUAAUGAUAAAGAGGAGAGGUUUAUUUUGCCUCAUGACUGCUUUAAGUCUAUGGAGGCAUAUCAUAUAGCAUGAGUGCCUUAGUGUUACUAUUGCUGUGAUGAAACACCAUGACCAAAGCACCUUGGAGAGGAAAGGGUUUAUUCUUAGCCUUUGCUUCUAUAUCCCUGUUCAUCAUUGAAGGAAACCAGGACAGGAAGUCAAAUGGCAGGAACCCAGAGGCAGGAGCAGAGGCGGUGGAGGCGUGUUACUUACUGGCUUGCUCCUCCUGGCUUGUACAGCCUGCUUUUUCAUAUAUACCUGGGCAACCUGCCAGAGGGUUGGCAUCACACUUCUAGAGCUUGCCUGGGGGGCUAUCCAGCCUGACCUUUGAUGCCCUUCUGCUAUGAACCGCUGAGAAGAGUUCUCAAGUGCUCAGUUGUAGUGUUUUCUCAUUAUCUUUUUCUGUGUCAUUGAGAGAUAUGUUUGGAAAUAAAAUGUUUGUUGCAGGGUCAGUCUGUGGUAUGAUAUGUAUAAUUUUCAUUACACUGUAGACUGUGAUUUCUAUGAUCCUGUGUCUCUCUGGUACACGGCAGCACUUCAGGAUGUAGUCUGAACUCUCAGCAGUGACUGCAAUCCCUGGCCAGUUCUCUAGCCUGUUCCAUCCAUUACUAUUUUCAUAUGUGCUUUUCUAUUUCUUUUGCACGUCUUUCCUUUCUGGCCCAUACCUAAGCUGGGGCUAGGCCAGCUACCUUGAAUUCUCUUCCUUCUAAUCAUAGUGAAGAAGUUACUAUGUGAAUGUACCUUCUUUAAUUGAAGCAGAUCUCCCACUUUGAUGUGCCUCAGAAUUGUGAAGUGCCUUUUCAACUGAGAGUGUCAGGCCUCGUCACAGACAGCAGAGUCAAGCAGAUUCACAUCUUUUUAGUAGUUUUGUUGAUUCCUGUGACAUGAGAGUUCAGAGUCCAAUAGAAGUCCAGAUGGUUUGAGUGACAUUGCUAAAGACCUGGUUUUGUUCUUUUUCCUAAGAAGUCUUCUCUGAGUCUACUCAGUCCUCAGGGUUCAGUCUGUCUUGGUUUUUACCACUAAUACUUGUUGGGUGCUUGUUUCUAGAACCUGAGAGGAGGAGCAGAGCUUCUAGAGAAGGACUGCCAGUCCAUUCUUGUCAUUCAUUGUCCCCAUCCAUGCUCAUCUGUCUUUGAGGCAAUACGAUGUCAGGAACAGGGUUAUAAUUAUUUAGUUUGAAUCACCUGCCUGACUUUUAGAGCCAGAUGGGCACAGAUGUUCUUAGUGGGUAAGCAUGAAAGUUGGGAUAUGAGUAUGUUGGUGUUGGCUACACACACAGAAAUGCAGGUAGUGAAGACGAGGAGGGAGGCGUUGUUUAUUGUAGAGAGCCACAAAAUUCACUAGAGUAGUCUUGCCAGAGUUGCAUGCUUCUGUAGGUAGUUAUUCAAUUAAUAUUGAUCUGGAUAUUAGGCUGAAGAUCUGAGGAUAGGUACUGUCUCUGAUUAUCAUCUUUCCCCCAAUACUUUAUAUUUAGCUUUGCACAUAGUGUUUGAUUAAUGAACAUCAGUGGUUGAAUGAACUAAUUCAUCUGAAUUCUUUAAGUUGGCUCACCUGUGAAAAUUAGCAGAUGAGUCCAACAAACUGUUAGUUGACUGUGAAUUUGACAGAGUUUAAUUGCUUCCUCCUGACCAUUGCCUGGCUCCUAAAAAUGAAUGGUUUUAGGCAGUCAUGGUUUUUCAACUCCCCACCCCAUCAAGUCACCUACUUCCUCCAGUUUGCCCUCAUCUCUCUUUUUUUAAAUUAAUUAAUUAGUUAUUUAUUUUUUAGUUAGAUAUUUUCUUUAUUUACAUUUCAAAUGUUAUCCCCUUUCCUAGUUUCCUCUCAGAAAAUCCCCUUCCCCCUUUCCCCUUCCCCUGCUCCCCAACCCACUCACUCCCACCUCCUGGCCCUGGCCUUCCCCUAUACUGGGGCAUAGAACCUUCACAAGACCAAGGACUUCUCCUCCCAUUGAUGGCCGACUAAGACUCCCAAGUGCCCCAAACAGCACCACCAGCUGUGGGCCAGCUGUCCCAAGCUAUAAGCCUAUGGGGGAACAUUUUACUCUCAAACCAUAACAGUGUUAUACAUAAAUUUGUUAUAAGUAAACAAACGUGAGUGUUCUUGCUUCAGCUUUUUAAAGUUUUGAUUUAGAAUUUGUUGCUACAUAUUUUGAGGUAGUCUUUGCUACUUAGGAAGUUUUAGGAUAUUUUCAUGUAUUUGUUUUGUAGAAAUCUGUUAUGUAUAAAUGUGGACUAAGAUUCUUUUCCCUUAAGAAUGUAUACAAAAGCCUCUCUAGAACAAUCACUCAUCUCUCACAGUCUUCACUUGAUUGAGGAUCACUUAGAUUAAAUGUCAUGUGUUGCGUGACUGUUACUGGGUUGUAAUUUAAGUCACACCUCAUGGUUUCAUUAUGUCUUCUAACACUCGAUUCUCUCCCUUGGCUUUAUGACUUAAAAUUAUAUGUCUGUAUAAUGAUAGGUAAUUAGUGUCACAAAGACUUGCUGAAGAAUCCUGAUAUUUACUGCUAAUAAGCCGGAAGCUUUGCUGUGCUGAAUAUCUGUGCCUUGGACGCUAGGAGUUUAUUAAAGGGGUGGGCAUGCAGAUGACUUUGCGAGGUACAGAGGUGACUUUAAGGGGUACACGGAAUUUUAUGGGUAACUGAAAGUUUUAUUGAUUUUUGAAAUAAUACAUUGGCCAUAAGACUAGCUGCAAAGGUAUUUGAGGAUCAAAUGGUUGGGCAAACAGUUAUUGCAUACAAAUCCUUACAUUCUAAUAGUGUCUUGGGAUAGAUAGUUCUUGUUACCAAGCAUAUGGCCUUAAGGAUCCUGACCUUCAAAAACUUUCCAGCUUUAUUAAUUUUGUUUUUUGGCAGGGUUGGACACAAGCAACUCUAUUUUGAACCUAUCUAGUCUUAUACUAGUUAAGUGUUGAUUUCUUACAUAAGUGUUAAUCCCAGGACAGAAGGCCAUGUCUAUUUUGCUCAUCACUGUAAUCAUAACAUAGAUGUUCAGUAAACAUUUGGUGAAUGAGUGAAGAAAAGAAUCCUCAAGUCUUUAGAUUCUGUGUCUUUUGUCUGUGUCUUUUGUAGUAACAUGUGCUGUUUCUCAGUGUCAUAGAGUUUGUUCACUGGCCUCUGUUAUAGCCCUGCUUUUCCAGAGGUCAUUUCCUAGCAACCACAUGGUGGCUCAAAACCAUCUGUAAUGGGAUCUGCCACCCUCUUCUGGUGUGUCUGAAGAAAGCUACAUAGUGUAUUCAUAUAAAAAUAAAUAAAUCUUUAAAAAAUAAUCAUGUUGGACUCUGGCAUGUACCUCAGUUGUCUUAGAGACACAAACAUGUCCAUACAGUUUGAUCCUGGAAUUAUUCUUAACAGUUAGACUCUUCAUCUGCAAGCCUUUGUCUCUGAAGGCACUGUGAAACCAGCUCUCCAUUCUCAUAAGAGAGAGCCAUAAUUUAUUUUGUUUGCAGAGACAGAAGAAUUUUAAGAAUUCAGAAUUGAUAUCUAAAUUGCCUUAUCAUGUCUUUAUUUCUCCAGAGAGUGGCUUCGUCCUCACCAUCGCCAUGGGCUACCUAGAGGCUUGAAAGGUUUUAUCCAAAGCCUUGCAAAGUACAGUUAUUCGAUGGCCUGCAGUAUUUCCAAUUGCUGUGGUUUUGUUCAUCGAGCGGCAGGUGUUGGGGCUCAGUAAAAGGGAUUCUUUGCUUCAGGGCUGACCCUCUGUGCAUGGUCAGCCGGUUGAACUCAGGUAUUGGGGUGCUGGUCUACUUCCAUCAUUUCAUGUAAUACAGGAGCUGUGGCUGUGCAGUUAUGGCCAAUCACAGUCUUAUUGUUGGGGAUUCCUUGAGAUAGAUUGUGAAUUGUUACAGAAACAUCACAGAGUAACCAAGCGUUUGUGGUAGCACUGAGCAGCCUGACAUAGAAGUUUCAGGGUUUUUCCCUUGCAGCUUUGCAGCCUGGGCUUGGGAAGGGGCCUAUUGCUGUCUUUCCUGGGCUGACUCAGGGUGUCCAGUUCAGGGUGCCCCCUCCAAAGCAAAAUGAUUACAUGUCAGUGUAAUAUGGCCUGAAGCUUCAGGUAGAAAUUUUCCUGAUGGUCACUGACAACUUUUAGGGGUCUUUCUUUGCAAGGGUUACCAGACAUUGAUAAAUCUGACAGAGACUGUCUCUCAUACCAGGUAAAUAAAGCAGAUAUUUUUACCCAAAUUUUGGCAAAAAUAAAACCAGAAACCUAUCCUGAAGCUUAGAGACUUUAAAUAGUAGCAAGUUCAGGUGAUACUGAUAUCUGAACUGAAGAUGUUGAUCCCCCAAAUGCUUGCAUUUUCUAUAUACUAAUUUACAUUUACUGCUUUUUUUUUUUUUUUUUUUUUUAAUAUUUCUACCCUGGGUGAGCAUUCCUUUCCGUCUCCUUUGUUGUCUGAGGGUUGUCUGUUCUGCAUUCUCUUUGGUUCUGUGUUUCAAAAGUUAGAGUUGGUGUGCAUGUCUGUCAGAGUGACUACAGUGAGUGAUUAUCCCUGCACACAGCACAUGUGGUGAGCCUUUCUUCAGUAGUGGACGAGAAGGAACUGUGGUUUUCUAGUUUGGUGGGGGUCCCUCCUAGCCUUUUUUUUCCCUAUUUGGUAUCAUGUUCUCCUCCUUCCCCAACCUCCCUUCCACCCCCCACGCCAUGUUUAGCUCCUGCAACAUUUGGAAAAUUGAUGGGAGUUUUAAAAGAUUCCUGGCUUGGCAGUGGUGGCUCUUGGGAGGCAGAGGCAGGUUGAUCUCUGUGUGUUUAAGGCCAGCCUCGUCCACAGAGGGAGUAGAGGCCAUCUGGGGCUCCACAGAAAAACCCUGGCUCAAAACCAAACCAAAACAACACAACACAAACAAAAAAGAUCCCUGGUCUUUCCAGCUCAGUCAUUUGGCAUAGUGGUUUCCAGUCGGUGUGGGAGCAAGGGAGAAUCGAACUACUUUUAUCAGUUCUUUAGUACAGCAAGAAGGGCUUGUGUGAAUUCUUGUGUGCCCCAGAGCUACCUGUUAACAGUUUCUAACACAGGAAUGUCAUCCCAUUUUUCAAACACGAAGCUACCAUAGUGAUGUGAUUCAUUAGUGUUCCAUGUAGUCGAGUUUCAUGCUGUUUGUUGAAAUUAUAUGUCUGGUCUUAAGAGCGGUGGAUCUGUUUCAGAGUUAAAACGUACUUUUACCCUAGACUAGAAUAGCCUGGGAGCCCCAUGGUUUCUUCCUAAUCAAGGAAGAGCAGCUCUGCCUCUUAAGCCUCAUAGUUCCCAGCUGGCCUGAUAGUUCCUUGGCUUCAGGGCUUCUUCUUAGCCCCUCACUAACGUGGCAGAAGCACGUUCUCUCAGUCUGUACUAAUUUCAGGGAUCAGGCCAUCUUUGGCUCGCAUCCUUGGUAAUAUAGGCAAUCAGUAAACUGUCUUGCAUCGAAUGCAGCUUCAAUUUUGUUCAUGUGCUGGACAACAUUAGGAUACAUGUAGAAGUAAGUUAGUAACUGUACUUUGCAUUGGAUUCAGUAGUUAUUUUCAUCGCCUUCCACAAAUAUUUGCCAAUUAGUCCGUAAUUUAGUAGUCAGUUCAUGAUUUAGUUCUAUUUUUUGUGUUUUGAUGUCUUUCAUUUAGCAGAAUUCUUGUAUUUAGGUAAUGUGAAGUGUGUGUGAUUCUGCCUGGGUAGUUCAGCUGUUUCUGCUUCUCUAUGGUCCUGGUUGAAAACUUACCAGCUCAGCUCCCUAUGUACUAAGGAGACUACUUUUGGCUUAUUAAGCACCAGUUGCUAGGGAGCUGUUUGUGGCGCCAUAUUUGAUGUUCCUGACAAUAAACGGUAGAUAGAGCCAGGAUUUGAAGUCAAACAUGGAUUGAGCUGACUUCUUAGCAGUCUCCAUGUUGAGCAUUUCUCUUACUGUGUCCUGAUAUUUCACCAGACUGUGCUCCGCACUCUCUACUAGGACUUAAGGUCUGUUGGUCUUCCCAUAUGUGCAUUUCACUGAAUCCUCCUCUUAGCUUCCCUUCUCUCUAUACCAAGCUUAGAUUCUGUGUUACUUGUCUUGAUGCUGUGACAGAAUGCCUGAUUAAAAACACCAUUAUGAAGGAUGGGUUUAUUGUGGCUAAUGUUUUAGGGAAACAGUCCAUCAACAUGAUCACCUUGCUUCAGUAAGGAAGCAGAGAGCAAGGAAUGCUUUUGCUUGACUAGCUUUCUCCUUUCUUCCACUCUGGGACCGCAGCUGGUGGGAUGCUACCAGUCACAUUAGAGGUAGGCCUUUCUAUUUUAGUUAACCUAAUCUAGGUAGUACUUCACAGACAUGUCCAGUGAUUUGUUUUUAUGGUGGUUUUAAAUGUCAUCAAGUUGACAAUCAAGAGCAAUCAUUGUGUGGCCACUGAUUUUAAAUAGCUUCCUAACAGUCCUUAGACCAAUGCAGCUCUCAGUUCUAGUUAUUAGCGUCCUCUGCUUUGUUCCCAUGCAUUUGCUGGCAGGCUUGAUUGCCAUGUACGGACGAUAACUUGUGGGUGUAUCUGUAUGUCUGUCUUCCUGGAUCCUUACCAUAAUAUUUCUGUUUGUCAUUUGUCAAUAUUGUGAUUCUUAUGUUGAGCACACACCCCUGAGAUGCUUGUCAAAUACAACUAACCACUCCAGUGUCUGUUUAAAAUUUCACUUAGUGGGUAGGGUAUAAUACUGUCCUUAUUGAAACUUGGAUCUUACCCAUGCCUUCUCCCAAGGACCAUUUCCCAUGCCCCUAGCCAUGGGAACUUGUGGUGGCAUAUCUUUAUUUUGUAUUGUUCUGUUUGGAGCUUUCCUUCUCUGCUUAUUUGGACUGCUUACCACUGAGAGCCCUGCCAAGAUUAGGGGAGGAGAGUAAAGGGAUUCAGUGGCUCUGUGUUAGCUGGGUGAAUUAGUCCUCUAGGAGUUUAACAGACAUUUUCCUGGGCUUUUCCAAAACCCAAAGAAAGCCGAACUUGGUCCUUUCAACUCCAUCUUCCUUGAAUGAACUAAUUCCUCUUUGAUCUGUUGUGUCCUCCUUCUUUGCUUCUGGCCCAUCAUCUGAGGUACUUGCACGGAAGGCCUGUUCUUGGUGUCCUUUCACUUGUCAGUGUGCUGCCUUGGGAAAACUGUUGCUCAGGCCAGGCAGUAUGCCAUGCUUCCUGCAGCCCAUGAGCCAGAUGGUGCCCCACUGCACACAGCCACAGGGAUGUCUUCAACAAGUCAUGUGUACAUGCUAUUGGCUUGUUUCUGCUUUCUGUGCCACCUGGGUGCACAUUCAUGCUUUAUCUCACUGCAUGGAACACACACUGGCUCCUGACUAGGACUGCCCUUCUGUAUUAUUCUGUGAGGAGGCUGCCUGAUUUUGGAUUCUCACAAGCAAGUGCACGGGGCUUCCAGUCUGACCUGGGAGAGUUUGUGAGAAGCUUCUAUAAUGGUCUGCUUGGCUCUCGUCAGAGCUGCCUAUGAGCACAUCUACCUGGUGAGGAAGGUCAGUCAUGCCUGCAGAUGCCAUCAACAUCGGGCUUGGAGCUCAAAGCCAGCUGCAUCACAGUCUGCUGUCCAGGGUGCUCCAGGCAGUGUGCUGGAGAUACUUGGUAAAUCCUACCCUCAGGAUGACCACACUAACCUCACCCAGAAGGUCCUUUCCAAGGUGGGCAGGAACCUGCACAACCAGAAGUUCCACCCUCUGUGGCUGAUUAAGGAGCGGGUGAAGGAGCACUUCUACCAGCAGUAUAUGGUGCGAUCCAGGACACCUCUAUUCUCCGUCUAUGACCAGCUUCCUCCAGUGGUCACCACCUGGCAGAACUUUGAUAGCCUGCUAAUCCCAGCUGACCACCCCAGCAGGAAAAAGGGGGACAACUAUUACUUGAAUCGGGCACACAUGCUGAGAGCACACACAUCAGCGCAUCAGUGGGACUUGCUGCAUGCGGGACUUAAUGCCUUCCUUGUGGUAGGUGACGUGUAUCGUCGUGACCAGAUUGAUUGCCAGCACUACCCAGUUUUCCACCAGCUGGAGGGUGUCCGGCUCUUCUCCAAGCAUGAGGAUUGCACCGCCAGUCAGAGGUAGAACUCAGCUGGAAGACAGGUUUCCUCAGUCCAGAGCUUCACCUACUAUGUUCUGCUGAUGUCUGUGCUUGUCAGUGCCUCUCGUUUAUGAUUCAAGUUAUUUGCUGGCGUAAAGGAUGGAGAAAGCUUGCAGCUCUUUGAAGAAGGUUCUCGCUCUGCUCAUAAGCAGGAGACACACACCAUGGAGGCUGUGAAGCUUGUGGAGUUCGACCUUAAACAAGUACUGACUAGGCUUGUGACACAUCUUUUUGGAGAUGGGCUGGAGGUUCGGUGGGUGGAUUGCUACUUCCCCUUCACCCACCCUUCCUUCGAGAUGGAGAUCAACUUCCGUGGAGAAUGGCUUGAAGUCCUUGGCUGCGGUGUGAUGGAGCAGCAGCUUGUCAAUUCAGCUGGUGCUCAGGAUCGAAUCGGCUGGGCGUUUGGCCUGGGAUUAGAAAGAUUGGCGAUGGUCCUCUACGACAUUCCUGACAUCCGCCUUUUCUGGAGUGAGGAUGAGCGCUUCCUGAAGCAGUUCCUCCUGUCGGACAUCAACCAGAGUGUCAAGUUUCAGCCUCUUAGCAAGUACCCCGCCGUGUUCAAUGACAUUUCAUUCUGGCUGCCCUCUGAGAACUACACGGAGAAUGAUUUCUAUGACAUCGUCCGAACAGUCGGAGGAGACCUGGUAGAAAAGGUUGAUCUUAUAGACAAGUUUGAACAUCCAAAGACACACAGGACCAGCCACUGCUACCGCAUUACCUACCGCCACAUGGAACGGACACUGUCCCAGAGAGAAGUCGGCAAUGUCCACCAGGCUGUGCAGGAGGCCGCCGUGCAGCUGCUGGGUGUGGAGGGCCGUUUCUGAUGCAGUGGCAGUCCACAGGCCACAGCCCUCAUAGAGCUCCAGGGAGCACCAGGAAGGGGGAAACACAUUGUUUGUGAACUGGAGUGUCUGCCCUCACUUGACAGAUGGGUCUACUUUAGGACGUCACGAAAUAAAGGAUCACUUUUCAGAAGCA
This is a messenger RNA of Mus musculus (house mouse), 10938 nucleotides long. It is a transcript of the gene Fars2, whose product is annotated as phenylalanine-tRNA synthetase 2, mitochondrial. Gene Ontology annotation, molecular function: nucleotide binding; tRNA binding; aminoacyl-tRNA ligase activity. Gene Ontology annotation, cellular component: mitochondrion; mitochondrial matrix; cytoplasm. The record is from RefSeq and is a predicted model, not a curated record. The transcript is spliced from 9 exons. Gene Ontology annotation, biological process: tRNA processing; phenylalanyl-tRNA aminoacylation; tRNA aminoacylation. NCBI's taxonomy places the organism in Eukaryota, Metazoa, Chordata, Mammalia, Rodentia, Muridae. The coding region runs from base 10125 to 10784 and encodes 219 amino acids.